AUGUUAUCGACGAGUAUUGAAUUACCAACAAAAAACAUUAAAUCAACUAUAGCAUUAUUAGAACGUUCCAAUAUUGAAUGGCAAACAAAAUUAGCACGUCUUACAGAACAACUUGGUCGAAGUGAAAAUCAAUCGAGAAAUUAUCAUCGAGAAUUGAUUAAAUAUCAAAAUGUAUUAUAUGAAGCUGGUUUAAUUGAAUCAUGUAUUCGACAACGUCGACGAAGUGCUGAUGAUUCAGUUAUAAUGAGUCGAAAUGAGUCAAAUAAAAUAAACAAUGAUGUUACAGAAAUCGAUAAUAUCAAUGAACUCAAAGAAAUAAUUCGUAAUCAACGUAAAUUUAUUCAACAAUUACAAAUGCGUGUUCGAACUAACACACCAGAUAUAAUUCAAUCACCAACGAUAGACAAACUUCAACAACAGAUACAAAAUUUAAAUCUUGUUAUUGAAACCUACAAAGAUGAAUCAAAUUUACUUAAAAUUGAACUUAAAAAACUGUAUAAAACAAUUGAACAUAGUAGAAAAACACAACAAAACUAUGAAAAAAUUUUUCGAGAACAACAAACUUGUAUUGAACAAUCAAAAAAGAAAUUAAAUAAAUAUGAACAAUUCUUCAAAAAAUAUGAUACUCAUUUACCAAUAUUUGAUGAAAGAAAAGAACAUAUUAUUGAUCAAAUGGAUGAAUAUAUUAUUGAUUUAGAUAUUGACAUAUUACAAGGAAAUGAUACGAAAAAAAAAACAUCAGUGAAUAAAAGAGAUAGUGCAUUAAGUAAUGCAACAGAUACAAAUGACUUUCAACGACAAAUACAUGAAAAAGACGAACAAAUUCGAAUAUUAAAUAAUGAUAUCAAUAGAAAAGGUGAACAAAUUCAAGAACUCACAACUAAACUUACUAAUUUGGAAAAAGUCAAUGAAGAUGCUGAAUAUCGUCAUCGUAUUGAAUGUGAUCGAAUUCGUCAAGAUUUCACUGGUGGAUCACGUAAAAUUGAAAAUCAAUUACAAGAAGCACGUUUACAAAUCGAUUCUCUUAAAACAUUCAAAAUUCAAUUUGAUCAAAGUGAAGAAAAAAAUCAACGAUUAAAUAAUGAAAUCCAACGUCUAAAGGAUGAAAUAAAACGUUUAAAAGAUGAAGUCAAACGUAAUGAAUCUGUCAUCGACCAUUAUAAAACUCAAAUUACUAUAUUAGAACGAAAGCCUGUGAUGGAUGAUAAUGAUACAAGUGAAAUUUCAAUUCGAAAAAAUGAAUUAUCACAAUUAUUACAAGAAAUGCGUCUUCUUCGUCGUGAUCUUGAACGAAGUAUCGAAAAGCAAAAAGAAUUGCAAGCAAGACUAGAUGACAAUAUUCGUCAAUCACGAUCACCACGUUCAUUUACAUUUUCUGGUCGUGGGGUUUCAUAUCCUGAUCUUCGUGUACUUGAUGCAUCCGGUGUAGUUGGUGCUGAGAAUUUAUCAUCAUCAAUUAUGAUCGAUGAAAAAUUUUCAAAACCUAUAGCUUCAUCUACAAGUGAACUUGAACAGGUUGAAUAUGCUCAGCAAUCUUUUGAAGAAAUUGUGCCAAGAAUUUCUAUGCGACAAUAUAUUGUUGGUGAAUCAAAAAUUCAUGACGAUCUUCGUCGGUUAAUACAAGAUAUUAGAAUUGAUUUAAAAGCACUUGCACCGCAUUUACAAGAUCAACUUCGUUCAAAAACUGAUACAGCAAUCAGAUCGCUUGAAGAACAUUUAAACCAACUUGAUAAACGUUUGACGCAUGUUCUUGAUUUAAUUGAAACAUAUUGGAAAGCUGAUUUACCAGAAAAAAAUCAAUAUAAUGAACAUAUAUUUAUUGAUCAUCGUCUCAUGGAAGAAAAUAAACGUCUUCUAUUUAAUCAAAGAAAAUAUCUUCAAGAUAUUCAAUUUUUAAAACAAAAAUAUCGAGAACAAUCAAAUCAUUUAGAACAACUACUCGCUCAAUUAACUAAAGUGAAUCGCAAAAAAUCUGAUACAGGCGAAUAUUUGGCAUUGUUACUCCAGCCAACAUUAGAUGUUCUUCAAAAAGCUCGUUCAAAUAUUGAACAUCAUUUAAAAGAAUCAAAUACAAAUAAUAUACCACCCGGUAGUGCUCAAACACAUCGUCGUCAUCGUUCUAAUCGUAAAGAUUAG
This is a messenger RNA of Rotaria sp. Silwood1, 2136 nucleotides long. The record is from the annotation of a GenBank genome assembly. NCBI's taxonomy places the organism in Eukaryota, Metazoa, Rotifera, Eurotatoria, Philodinida, Philodinidae.